UUCGGCGUGUGACGUCACGAAUUGCGCAAUGAACAGGAAUGCGUAGGGGAGACUACGUCUGGUCUUACACGGAGGAGUCGACGCUGUGGAGGGACUCCGCGUCUACCGACUUGUUGUAGUCUUCCCGGAACCCUCAGUCCCGCCUGGGCCUGAGCAGCACACCUGGUCCGAAGACCCAACGGUUCUCCUACUGGCGGAGGCAGAGCUCUCCAGGCAUCAUGGGUGAGGCACCAGUCAGUGAUGACGGCACUGUGAUAAGAUCAGCCGAGUAUGUAGGUUCAUUUCCUGUGGAUGACCGCUGUCUGGAUGAGCAGAUGGAGCAACUAAACAGGCACCUGAAUGCCCUAAAGGCAUGCAAAAGAAGCAGACCUGUAUCCCUGAAGUUUUCCAUCAAAGGCGUGAAGAUGUAUGACGAGGACGAAACGACCCUCCUUAUGGCCCACGCUCUGCGGAGAGUGUCGCUGUCCACCGCCCGGCCCAGCGAUGCCCAGUUUGCUUUCGUGUCACACAACCCAGGCAGUGCCGAUGCCCAGCUGUACUGCCACGUUUUUAGAGCCAGACAUGCCAGAGCUGCUCAGUUCCUGAACCUGCUGCUGUGCCGCUGCUUCCAGCUAGCCUAUUUAGAGAAGCACCCUGAGGAGGCCCAGGAAGUCUCUUCUGGCUCCAUUCCCCGACGCACCCCAUCACUUCUCAACCACGGCUUCCCGCUCAGUGUCAGCGCCCUGGUGUCUUUCAGAAGAGCCCCCUUUCGGGGAUUGAUGUUCGGCUCAAAGAAACACAAGGCCUCUGGCGAGCAGCAUCACAGCAGCCAAGAUGAGGUCUUCCCCACCUCGUCCCCCUCGCUGGUGCGCAAGAAAGCCAUACGCAACAAAGGACUGCGUUCGGGGGCGUACCGCUCAUUCACAUUCACGCCGCUCAAACAACGCACCGUCCAGGAGCGUCUGAGCGCGUCACAAGAAAAGGAUCAAGACAAUACACCAGCAAGAAGAUCCCGAGCGCCGAGCUUAGCCGAAACGGAGGAAGCACUGGCUCAGGCUGUGUGGUGCUGGGCUGGUAUCGCAACUGACAACAGCUACUCCCUCCUAGCCGAUGAUGUCCUGGGAUCCUACCUCCUGUGUCCACAUCCCAAGAAACCCAAAGCCGGCUCCCUCAUCAUCCGCUUCCCAUCUGGCCUCAUCACCCACCUCAUUGAAAACAACCGUAAAGGGAAAUUCCUGCUGGAGAAGUGCAAAGCCGAACACAGUUCCAUUGCAGAGCUGAUUGAACAUUACACCGAGAAGCAGGAUGAGCUGCCAUGCCAGCUGAGCUGCGCACGGGUCAACCACUGUUACGAGUGGGAGGAAGACGCCGUUGGCCCGCAGGCUGCAGAGCCGCACAAGAACCUGAACAAAAGCAGAUUGCGGAGGACAAUGAAAGGAGCGGGGCAAAAGACCAGAUACUAGAACUUAUCAACUGCCAACAGUUAAUGGGACUACACUGUUUUUUUUCCCCCUUUGCACGUAUAUUAAUAUUUACUUUUUGGUGUGGUGGGAGGUUUCUAAGAGUUUCUAACACAAUGCACCUUUUUACUGUGUUGGCACUUCAAAUACGUACUAUACCAUGCAGGUCACUUUGUCAAAGCUCUUAUGUUCUGUACUUGCUGCUUUUAUGUUUUUAUAUAUGUGUAUUUUUACUCCAGUGUUUUUAAGGCAUGAGCCUUCAUAGUGUUCGCUAAUUGUCGUUACACCAAUGGCAAAGCUGUUUUUCCCUGCAAUGUCAGGAUGUAGCAAAUAUAUUUGUUUAAAUUGAA
Messenger RNA from Doryrhamphus excisus (bluestripe pipefish), 1789 nucleotides. It is a transcript of the gene sh2d5, whose product is annotated as SH2 domain containing 5. Gene Ontology annotation, cellular component: postsynaptic density. The record is from RefSeq and is a predicted model, not a curated record. NCBI's taxonomy places the organism in Eukaryota, Metazoa, Chordata, Actinopteri, Syngnathiformes, Syngnathidae.